AUGGAUGCAAUAACGGAAUCGCCCGGGCGGUAUUGGCUUAUAUCGCUUAAAUAUGACAUGAUAGACAGUACCAAUGCUCAUCAGAUGCAAACAUAUUACUCAUUGAUACAACUUAUUCAUCUGCUCGAUGCAAUGACACCAAGCAGAAGUCCCAGAUUUCAAUCAGGGACUGAAUUGGACGGCGGUGAGUUUACGACCGAUUCAAAUGUCAAGAAGGAAACAUUCAGCGUAGUUAACGAUUUGUCGGAUGAUAUACUGUUGACAAUAUUUGGUUAUUGUCAUCCAACUGAUUUGAUCCAUAGUUUUUCUUUAGUUUGUCGCCGUUGGAAUCAUUUGACGAAUUAUUCCAUUUGGUUGACCGAAGUUCGGGUUUAG
Molecule: messenger RNA, 375 nt
Organism: Loa loa (African eye worm)
Lineage: Eukaryota; Metazoa; Nematoda; Chromadorea; Rhabditida; Onchocercidae
Exons: 4
Coding region: 1-375 (124 amino acids)
Molecular function (GO): protein binding
Source: RefSeq, a predicted model, not a curated record